Leptosomus discolor (cuckoo roller) is the source of this 1730-nucleotide messenger RNA. Lineage: Eukaryota; Metazoa; Chordata; Aves; Leptosomiformes; Leptosomidae. The record is from RefSeq and is a predicted model, not a curated record.
AGUCGUCAUACUUGCUUUAAAAUGAAGAUAUUUAAAUGGACUUUGGGUGUACUGUUGUUCCUGCUGUUGUCUAUUGGGCGCUGUACAGAACAAUCAACGCCUAAUAAAACAUCCCAACGGAGGCACCCUCGUUCAGCAGAUGGUGGAGGGGAAGGGAAGAAAUGUGGUUACACAUUCUUGGUCCCAGAACAAAAAAUCACAGGGCCAAUUUGCGUGAAUACUAAUGGACCAGGUACUGGUAACAGAAAAGAUGAAGUCACAAGAAUGGACAUAGAAAACUUGAAGGAUGUGCUGUCCAAGCAAAAGCGGGAGAUUGACAUUUUGCAAUUGGUAGUGGAUGUGGAUGGAAACAUUGUGAAUGAAGUAAAAUUACUGAGGAAAGAAAGUCGUAACAUGAACUCUCGGGUCACCCAACUCUAUAUGCAACUCUUGCAUGAGAUAAUUCGAAAGCGUGAUAACUCACUUGAGCUUUCUCAACUGGAAAACAAAGUCCUUAAUGUUACCACAGAAAUGUUGAAGAUGGCAACAAAAUACAAGGAGCUUGAAGUAAAAUAUGCAGCACUAACUGAUCUUGUAAAUAAUCAGUCUGUGACUAUCUCACUGCUGGAAGAGCAGUGCUUGAGAAUCUUCUCGCGACAGGACACCCAUGGGUCUCCACCUCUUGUUCAAGUCGUGCCACAGCACAUUCCUAACAGCCAGCCAUAUACUCCUGUCCUUCUGGGAGGUAACGAGAUACAGCGAGACCCAGGUUACCCUAGAGACAGAGAUGUAAGGCCACCACCUGAUCCAGCUACUUCUCCUACAAAGACAUUCUUGCCAAGCUUGAAUGCUUACAGUAUUUCUUUUCAAAAAGGUCCAUUCAAAGACUGCCAACAAGCCAAGGAAGCUGGGCAUUCCAACAGUGGGAUUUAUAUGAUCAAACCUGAAAACAGUAAUGAGCCAAUGCAGCUAUGGUGCGAGAAUAGCCUGGACCCUGGAGGAUGGGCAGUUAUUCAGAAGAGGACAGAUGGAUCUGUCAACUUUUUCAGGAACUGGGACAGUUAUAAGAAAGGAUUUGGAAAUAUUGAUGGAGAGUACUGGCUGGGACUAGAAAAUAUUUACAUGCUUACCAAUCAGGACAAUUACAGACUAUUGAUUGAGUUAGAGGACUGGAGCAAUAAGAAAGUCUAUGCAGAGUACAGCAGUUUCCGUCUGGAGCCUGAAAGUGAAUUCUACAGGCUACGCUUAGGAACAUACCAAGGAAACGCAGGCGAUUCCAUGAUAUGGCACAACGGAAAGCAAUUUACAACACUGGACAGAGACAGGGAUAUGUAUUCAGGAAACUGUGCACAUUUUCACAAAGGUGGCUGGUGGUACAACGCAUGUGCCCACUCUAACCUUAAUGGGGUGUGGUACAGAGGAGGCCACUACAGGAGCAAGUAUCAGGAUGGAAUAUUUUGGGCUGAGUACCGGGGAGGUUCCUACUCCUUGAAAGCAGUUCAAAUGAUGAUCCGACCUAUAGACUGAGGAAGAAAAAUCACACAGUGCUCAAGUGAUCACAUAAUAAACUUCUCAGUGCCUGAGUUCCAGAGAAAUAAAAUAUUACUUCUUAACCAUUAUUUUGCACAAUCUGCCCCUGCAAAAAGCAGGUCUACAGUUUUCCUGUCUUUUUUUUCCGCCCUGUUGUGUUCCCCUCUCCUUUUUUUAGAAACCUUUUCUACUGUGACAGUGUUUUUUUAAACACACAUUCA